Messenger RNA from Emericellopsis atlantica, 960 nucleotides. RefSeq lists its product as uncharacterized. Bases 125 to 877 code for a protein of 250 amino acids. NCBI's taxonomy places the organism in Eukaryota, Fungi, Ascomycota, Sordariomycetes, Hypocreales, Bionectriaceae. The transcript is spliced from 2 exons. The record is from RefSeq and is a predicted model, not a curated record.
AUUGAGCAAGUUUACGCGCGCGCAGCAGGCCACGACAAAACUAGAUCACUGACAUUUCCUCCCAUGAGACCAUGACUUUAACUUUGUCUCUUCUGGCACGUAAUAGUCUCGCACUGAACACCUCAUGUCGUUCAGAGGACUGGCGUUUCUCGUUGCAGAGUCAUGUCUUUCCUUGGCGGCUCUUGUCGUGUUCACGGCAGUGUUUGUCGGCGACUACCGAAUGAAAGCUUGGCUGAAUGGCGGUGGUGAAGGCUGGAAUUCGGAUCCAGCACAGAGGGUGUACUUUUACGCCAACUUCAAGGAGCCCCCCGAGAUUCCGACCAUAUGGACACAAGCUCUUUCCAAGGCAACGCUGGGCAUGGCCAUCUUGACAGUGGUCUGGCUCUUUGUGCAUGGCAUUGCAUCCCGGCACCACUAUAUCUCUCUUGGCGCGACACUGGCCUGCGAGACCUUUAUCGCCCUUCUUUGGAUCUACAUCACCUUGGAGCAGUGCUCGAGUGACUUGACGGACGAGGAGCACUUGAGUCAGUACCCGUGGUUUCUGACGAGAGCUUGCUCGCGGGCGUGGGACGACGCAAAGGCAGCCUGCCACACGCUGCGUGCGGGCUUCUACUUGUCAUUGGUGAUCGUCUGCAUGUUCUGUGGGCGCAUCAUCCUUUCGAUACAUACACUGUCUUGUGGCCGUCCGAGGGAGCUUGGAUAUACAAAGGCUGGUACCGGCAGCAGCUACCAUCUUGGGGCCACGGAAGACGAUGACGAAGCGUUCGAGCUGCGCUCGUCCGAGGACGAUCGGCAACAGGCGUUGCGGGACGCAAUAAGCCCGGUCUUAGCAUUCUUCCCGGCAAGCCAUUCACGGUCCCUUGAUGAACACUUCUGAAUGCGCACGUCCAUGUGUGGGAAGCGUGGUGGGCAGGGGUGAACUGGCGCAAUCAUGCUCAAAGCAAGUUGGCUGCGCGCGUG